AAAAAACAUGGUGUGAUUCAUGUCUAUGGUAACAGAGUCAAAAGUAUCUUCUCUGUAGUGCAUUUUUAAGUAAAAGUAAAUUGUAAAUGUAUCUCAUUGUUCUUGGUUACAGUAAACGAACAUGCAUAAUUUUGGAACUUGUAUUAUGCUUGUAUGUUUUAAGGUCGCGUGGAGUUUUGGGAUUUAUUUCAAAUCAAGACACGAGCCGAAGUGCUCAUAACAGAACCGUCUGUAUUUCCCAGGGCCUGGGUUUCAGCCCCCCCGCGCACUCCCACAACGACUGGAUCGGGCCCCCGGACAAGCAUUCCAACCUGCGCCCCGUCAUCUUCUACGUGCCCCCCGAGGAGUCGCCCCUGGAGCGGCGGCUGCGGAGCGACGGCAGGAGGGGGCCCAGCCUGCUAACCAAGGCGUGCUUCUGGGCACGGGGGGCACCUACUUUGUGGUUGCCGUCCUUCCGACAGGAAAAAGAAGAAUUUAUUUAUUCAAGACUGAAAGCCAAGGGUCUGGAAAUGAGAGAUGAAACAGGUCAAAAAGCAACACUGAAUGCAGAAGAAAUGGCUGACUUUUACAAGGACUUUCUAAGUAAAAAUUUUAGAAAACAUAUGCAGUAUAACAGAGAUUGGUAUAAACGUAAUUUUACGAUCACAUUCCUCAUGGGACAAGUAGCACUGGCAAGAGCUCUGAGGUGGCUUCGUUGGAAAAAGAAAAAUGUAGAACGUUAAUCACAGCUCUGUGAAGAAUGCAACAGUAGCUAGGCCUGGUAUAAACAUGUUUAUAGUGAUGUUCAGAAUCUGAAUGAUGUAAUAAUUGCUUGAGUCUGUUUGUUAAACUAUGUCAAUAAAAGUCAAUAUUGGUCUUAAGUUAUAAUCA
Messenger RNA from Manacus vitellinus (golden-collared manakin), 870 nucleotides. RefSeq names its product apoptogenic protein 1, mitochondrial. Gene Ontology annotation, biological process: intrinsic apoptotic signaling pathway. Gene Ontology annotation, cellular component: mitochondrion. The record is from RefSeq and is a predicted model, not a curated record. Lineage: Eukaryota; Metazoa; Chordata; Aves; Passeriformes; Pipridae.